CAUCAACCGGUGCAGAAAGGACAAAGUAGAAUUAGCUAGACAAAGUUGAAAAGGCCAUAAAUAAACAUCAAUCAUCCACUGCCGAAGUUCGAAGACCAUUAUCACUGAGGUGCAGCAGCGGCAAAGCAAACUAAUGUGGAGCAUGAGGAGAAAUGCAACUCAACGAAAGCACCACUGUAACUCUGUAAGGACAGAUAGAUGUGGCUUGAAGAGCAAUGUUAGAAUGUCUGCAAUGGUAAACUCAACGAAACUCUGUCCCCAAUCGCUUGCAGGCAAUCACAAACUUCUGUUGAUUCAAUCCCAUAGCUUUGAUUCACGAAUCCGACCACCUCACCAGCUCCGCUGGCCAUCUCCUUGUUUUUCCCAACGUCAACCUCCCUCCGCCUCUAUAAGAAGAAAUUCCAAUCCGCAUAAACCAGACACCCGUCCAGAGAAGAAAUUGAACGCAAAAACUACAACAAUCAAUCGGCUAGAAAAGAAGAAUCUAGUGGCUUCAGCAAGCCCCGCAGUCCCAAAUAGUCCUCAUCUUCUCUCCGCUCCAAUUUCAGGUUCUAAUGCCCCGCCCACAGCCGCGGGCGACGUCGACAGCGCCAACACAGAUGACAUCUCAACCCUCCACAGCUACUCGGUGUCCUGCUAUUUGCAUUCCAGCCACCACCAGAUCGGCACCAAGGGUUUCGGUGGAGAGUUGCAGUCGCUGCCCUGCGAGGCGGCGCCUUCACCAGAUCUACAACGACAGAGGUCAUCGGCGAGGGAUAAAUGGUGUGGGAGAAGGCGCAGCGGGUGAUGCGGAGAAGAUUCCGUCAAUCGAGAUCGAUGGAGCAGAAGAACCCUUUAUGUUGUUCGUCGUCUGCGACAAUUGAUUCAUUGGGUUUCGUCAUCACCGCCUCGCAAGCCGCGAUUCAAGUGCCGAGCAAAUCAGCCGUCGAUGAUGAGACGCGGAGGAGAAACGCCGUUGGAGAAGAAUCGGUCUCUGUGUACAUGACAUUCGUCGGCGCCGGAGUAGGGUUUCUCCGCCGGAGGAGAGUUGAAAUUUGGGGAUCUCAUAUGCAGCCGGAGGAGAACGACAACGAUGGAGAACGGAGGAGGAAACGCGUACAAGGUUAUUUUUUAUUUUUAUUAUUUUUAUUGUAAGUUUCCAGUUUUGCCCUUAAUGAAUCGUGUUGUUACGGUGACAAUAGAUAGAGUGUUGUUAUACUAUCUUCUCUCCCAGACUAGACAAAUAAAAAAGGGCGGGAAUGGGCAAAUUACUAACCGGCGAUUUCCCGUAAUGGAAUUGCUUCAUCCCGAAGUACUCCAGUGGUGAGAAGGAAAAGGAAGCCAAGCGGACUUCUUCCACUCGUGAUUUGGCUUCUUGUUUACCAACAAAAUGUUCAUUUUCAGUGUGCAGAUUAAAUUGGUUGGACUUUUCGGAUCAAUUGGUCAGGUUGGGGGUGAAGAAAAAGAAUCCAAUCUCUAUGUUUAUCACUCAAAAAGCAUUGAACGAGGGUUUUGUUUUGUUCAACCUUCUGGUUGUCAGUUUUGGUAGGGAUGGACUGCAAUCAUGUUGAUCAUAUAGGUAAAUUAAUAGAACCGAAACACAUGUAUGAUCAGUGGCGGACCUAGGAUUGUCGGAGAGGUGUGUCGCCGAUAAAAUAAAAUAAUAAUUAAAUUAAAAUUAAGUAGAAAUUUAAAAAAAUUAAUUCAUAAAGUUCACAAUGUCAUGUUUACAACGAAUCACGAUGACUUUUCAUCUGCUUAAAUGUCUCUAAAAUACAUUAAUCACUUAUACUGCAAAGAAAAUCUUUUUCAAUAUACACAACUAAACAGUCAUUCAUAAAUUGGUCACUCAACCUAUUUCGAAGAUCAUUCUUGAUUAUCUUCAUAGCUAAAAAAUGUUCUUUCGCAGCUUGUCGUUGCAACAUGUAAUGAUGGAGAGUUAGUGGCCGUCUGGGCUAUUGGCCAUUAGGCCUGUGGUUUUUUUUUUCUAUUUUAAUUAUAGGUCGAGGCCCAUCACGCAUGUAUAUUGUAUGGGUUGAGAGUUUUUUUUUUAAUAGGAAUUGAUAGGAUUAUGAUUUAUGAGUUAUUUUAAACAAAAUUAAAAAGGAUUAUGAAUAAAAUUAAUUUAUUCGG
Messenger RNA from Linum trigynum, 2112 nucleotides. The record is from the annotation of a GenBank genome assembly. NCBI's taxonomy places the organism in Eukaryota, Viridiplantae, Streptophyta, Magnoliopsida, Malpighiales, Linaceae.